CACAUUAAUUCUACUUUGCAAAAAAUUAGUUUGAAGUAUUAAUUAAAAUAGUUUUAAUUAGUUGCAUUAGUUUUGUAUCCAUUAUUAUAUUUGUUGUGAAUUAAUAUUUGUUACAUUUUUUAGAUGGAAGGUGGUAGAUAUUCGGUUGAUUUGGGUAACCUCCAACGCAAUCGAAGAAACGAGAUUGGGAGGAAGAAAUCCCGCAAAGGUAAAGAACUUGCCAUGUAGCGAUCCACUUGAAGGAGAAACAUAUGAACCUAGGAGAAAAUAGUGGGAAACUGAAGAAGAAGAAAACACAUGCUAUAUGCAACAACAACAAAGUUUUGGAGAAGGUAUUCAUCUCAAAAACCUGUUUCUCCAAAUGAUGGAAGGUGGUAGAUAUUCGGUUGAUAUGAGUACCUCGAGCGCAACCGAAGGAACGAGAUUGGGAGGAAGAAAUCCCGCAAAGGUAAAGAACUUGCCGACUCUUCAUCUCAAAGCCGAGAUGAUUUUGAAACGGGUUACCAAAGGAGGGAUGAAGAUGCGAUGUCCGAAGAACAACUACAACAAGAAUUGGCCCGGCAUAAUAACCGCUUUCUCCAACAAGAACAAAUCCCGACGACCAUUGACGAAGAUGAGCUCGAGGAUGACGAUGCAGAUGAACUUGAACCGGAGACGGGCGAUGGUGACGGCAACCACGACGAGGCGGACGAGCCCACCUCAUCCCAACCCGGUAAGAAAAAAAGUAAAUUUGAACUAAUGCAAAAUAAUUUUGAUAAGUGGAAGGACGCCCAAACCGGGUUUUGGUACGCAACUUGCAAGUGGGGUAACAAAAAUUAUAGCUUGGGGACCUCCUGCGGAUACGGAUCCGCCGCAAGGCAUCUUAAGGCAAAGCACCCCGUGGAGUAUGCAAAAUUAGGCGGCGGAACGGGGAAGCAAACUCAAAUAUCGAGGUUUGCGAAUUCUCAACCUUUUGGUAAUUUCUCAUACAAUGAUGCACAAAAUUUGACUGGCAUGGCUAACUUAAUUUGUGAAGAAAAUUUGUCUUAUAUGUUUUCUGAAAGUCUUGCUUUAAGACAUUAUGCAUGCGGUAGUUUAAAUCCUCAAUUUAGAGGUUAUAGUCACAAAACUGUUAAGAAAGAAAUUAUAAGGCUUUAUAGUGCGGAAAAGGCAAGGUUACAAAAUUUAUUUGCAAACUUUGAUGAGCGUGUUACUAUUUGUUCUGACAUAUGGGAGGAUGAUUUUCAUCAUUUAAAUUAUUUGGGUCUGGCUGCACAUUAUAUUGAUGAUGAUUGGAAUAUGCAUAAACGUGUUCUUACUUUUCGUGAAUUUAAUGAUCGUCACACCGCUGAACAUAUUUAUAUUUUGAUUGAGCGUAUUUUAAUUGAGUAUAAUUUUAUUGGUAAGGUGUUUGCUAUUGGUUUCGCUAAUGCUACUAAUAAUACUGCUGCUAUACCUAGAUUGCGUGAAUUGUGUGGUGCCAAUAAUUUGAUGGGUAGAUUUUUUCAUCAACACUGUGCAUGCCAUGUUAUAAAUUUAUGUGUGCAAGACGGUCUAAAAGCGUUAGGAGAUGCUAUGGAGGUAGUCGGAGGGGGGGGGGGGGUAGACGUACUUGGGGUAAUGAUUGUUGGGUGUGUUUCGGAAAAUAAAGAAAAUUAAUUAAAAUAAAUUAAUUAAAUAAAAUGACAAGAGAAAAACAAGAAAGGAGAUGAAGCAGAAUUAGUCAAAGCUCGUGCUACGCACGAUUUCCUUAAAACGUAUUUGUUGCCUCCCACGGUGCUAGGAGCGUUGCAACAAUCAUUUCCCAGGAUACGAUGACUACGAAAUAAUGUUUGAGCACACAAACAAGAGUUCCAGCGAACGAGAACACAAGCUGAACACAAAGGAAAUUUUUAGAAUGCUGGCAGUGUAUUUUUAGAGCUAAAACGUGUAUGGAGUGCAAGAAUGCGUGUAAGAACGUAUGUUGUUGCAAACCACCUGUCAGCCAUUAUAUAGGAGGAUUUGUUGUGUGAAAGUAGUGAAUUAAUGGACCUGAACGUUGGACAUUAAUGACCAGUCCGUUGGGCAUUGAAUCGUCCAUGAACUGUCCAUUUAACGCUGCAUUAAAGGAUAUAAACGUUGGGCAUUUAUUGCUACCAGAGACCGACGUGUUCUGAUGCCACCAGAGACCGAGGUAUUCUGAUCGAGGCCAUCAGAGGCCGAGGUCUUCUGCUAGGCACUUCUGUCAACCGGGAAAAAAUAUACGUUUCGGGAAGAAAAUAAAAAUUACCCGUAUCUCUUGAGAGAUGAAUUUUUGGACGACAUUCGUGUCCGCAGGUCGUCCGCGCACGCAAGUCGCGGUUUUUCUUCUCCGAUUUCGGGAUUUGAUUUGCACCCCCCCUGCGCGCGUGGAGAGAGCCUUUACCCUUAGGAAUCUUAACUCCAUAAGGGGGGAGUCCCUUUAUAAAGGGUUGCAAAUCCCUUGGGUUUUCCGGUGUGGGAAAUUAACACUAGAAACCCAUCCUUUUUCCCAGUUUUUUCAUUCUAACGGGUAAACUUCGAAAAGCGAUUUCUCAUUCACCCGUUAUCCGUUUUGAGCGUACCAUAUAUCGAAUUGUAGCCCUUAACAAGGAAAAUCCGAAACCACUUUGACCCGACCCAAAUCGGAAGUGGACCCCACUCAAAAAAUUGCCCCAAAAUAGCCAUUUAAUGCAAUUUUUCACACAUUUUUCCAACAAUCAUCAACUUAGAUUAAAAUGACAAACUUAUUUGACUGAAAGAGGUGUGAGACAUGUUGCUUUUUCUAAAGAUUUGAGUAUUCGUUGGAAUAGUACUUAUAAAUUACUUAAAGUUGUUCUUAGAUAUAAAGAACAUUUUCCUGCUUUUUUAAAACAACAUGAUAACUAUAUUAUAAACUCGGCUGAGAUCGACACUUGCGAAAAAAUUUGUAAUGUUUUGAUUUUUUAAUGCAACUGAAACUUUUAGUCAUGUUUAUAAACCUACCGCAAACCAAUUUAUUCGUGAAUCUGUUAAUCUCGCCGGUGCUUUUAAAGAAUUUGAGAAUGCCGUUUACGUGAGUUAUUUUUGUGAUUUUAUGAAGGAAAAGUUUUAAAAUAUUAUGCACAUAUUCCACAUAUUUAUGGUAUUGCAUUUAUUCUCGAUCCUCGUUUUAGACUAGCUAAUUUGGAAGAUUGUUUCAACUUCUAUUAUCUUGUUUUUUUGGUGAAUUUCCAAUGUAUGACGAUAACCUCAUAGAUCCGAAAACGGAAUACAACGAGGUUAGUACUUUAUUUUAUGCCUUAUUUAAUGAGUUUCAUGCACAACAUGGCAACGCGUCCCCUCCUCCGACACAAACAUCUUCAUCUAAAGAAAAAUCAAAUUUUAAAUCUGCAUUUGGCAAUCUUAUGAAAAAAACUAAAACAACUCACCCUAUUGAACAAAGCGCAAUAAAUGAGAUUACUUUGUAUUUAACAUAUGAAGUUGAAUUUGAAGAAAAUGAUGACUUUGACGUUCUAAAGUGGUGGAAGUCAAAAGAAAGAAUGUUCCCGAUUUUAGGACGGAUGGCUAAGCAAGUGCUAUCAAUGCCAGUUUCAACAGUUGCCGUGGAACAAUAAUUUAGUUCGUCUGGCAACGUCCUAACGGCAUCUAGAACGAGAUUGAGCGCAAACUCUCUUGAGACGCUUAUAUGCUAUCACGAUUGGUUGAAGGCCGCAUGUAGAACUCAAGAAAUGAGCAUAACCCCCUCUCAAGACUUUAUGGAUGACUCAACAACCGAUGGUGGUUCUACCUAUGCCGGAGAUUCCGAAUGAUUAGUAUUUUACAAUUUAUUAUAAAAUGUAUUUCAUGUUUUAAUCUUUC
This is a messenger RNA of Cuscuta epithymum, 3816 nucleotides long. The record is from the annotation of a GenBank genome assembly. NCBI's taxonomy places the organism in Eukaryota, Viridiplantae, Streptophyta, Magnoliopsida, Solanales, Convolvulaceae.